AUGACAUCAACUGAGAAACGGAAGAGGGGUCCUAGAACCAAAAAAGACUCGAAAGAAAAAGAAAGAAAGGUUAAUCCAGAUGAGAUAUUUGACCAGAUGGACCAGAACCAUGAUGGGCGGAUCUCCGUGCAUGAGCUGGUGAAGGCAGCUCGUUUGCUCGGUCUCAGUCCAACCCAAAAGGAGGCUGAACAGAUGAUUGAAGACUGCAACCCGCGCGAAAAGGGGUACGUGACUCGCGCGGAGUUCCGGAAGCUGUUCGAGAGCAAGGAGGUUGACGUGGACGCACAGAUUGAGGAGAUGACGUCGGCAUUCAGAGUCUUCGACAAAGACAACAGUGGCACAAUCACCCGAGACGAGAUAAUCUCUGUGCUAAAACUGUCAGGGGAGAAGGUAGAUGAAGCCGAGUUAGAGGAAAUAAUGGCCAGUGUGGACGUCGAUGGUGACGGAAAAAUCUCUAUCGAGGAAUUUGCAGCUGUGAUGUGUGAUAUUUGAGCAAUUGAACGAGAACUCAGAAUACCCCUUUGCUCCUGUGUAAAUGGCGAUUAACUCGUGACCAUGUGAUUAGUAUUCCACCGACAGUGCAUUGAAAUGUUAUACUAACCCUUGUAUAAAUACGUAUCUAUAGAAUAACUUAUAUCGUUGAAUAUGUUGCUAUAGAAUGUAAUAAUAUUUAUGUAUACCGGUACAUGAAUACAACAUAUAUUCGAAUAAA
Messenger RNA from Dreissena polymorpha, 712 nucleotides. Its product is annotated as neo-calmodulin-like. The record is from RefSeq and is a predicted model, not a curated record. Gene Ontology annotation, molecular function: calcium ion binding; enzyme regulator activity. The transcript has 5 exons. NCBI's taxonomy places the organism in Eukaryota, Metazoa, Mollusca, Bivalvia, Myida, Dreissenidae. Bases 1 to 492 code for a protein of 163 amino acids.